AUGGGGCGAUUUCACUAUUUGCUGGGCCUAUUGCUCUUGUUCAUAUCCUCAUUACUAUGGCUUGCCUCAAGUCUACGAAAAGAUUCCAGCAUUGCGCUUACAUAUGGCUCGUGUGCCUGCGCGGAGGACGACAAUCCAAACCAGUCGACUAUAGAUGCUGAUAUCAACCCUCCACAGCCGUUAAAUAUCACAAUUCAAGACGAAAAGCCGAUCUCGCCUCCACAAAAGCCGAGCUACCUCCCAAUUACAAAUACACAAUAUACAGCCCAGUCUGCAUUCCCGUUGAAGUUAUGGCAGAAGUCUGGCUCAAAAGGAAUCGGCCCGGACCGCUGGAACGACAUUCAGAGCUGGCUGAAAGAAAAUCCAACCCUACGGCAUGAGAUUCUCACAGACGGCAGCGCUGACGAGUACGUCCGCGACAAUUUCGCCGACUAUCCAGAGAUCCGCGAUCUCUACCUCUCAUUGCCGGUUCCCAUCUUGAAAGCCGACCUACUUCGGCAACUGAUUUUAUAUAACGACGGGGGAAUUUGGAGUGAUCUUGAUGUUACUUGCCACAAACCAAUCAGUACAUGGAUUCCGGAGGAAUACCGGAACAGAACGAACGUGGUCGUGGGGUUAGAAUUUGACGGAUCACAGUUCGCAAGUUGGACGGUUAUGUCGAAGCCAAAGACAAGCCACUCCGUGGCUGUGGUAAAAUACGUUAUUGAGAAACUACAAGCCUCUGCUGCGGAACACAAUCGAACUACGGCGGAGCUCAACAUGACAAUGAUUUCAGAUGUGGUCGAUGUCACAGGCCCGCAAGCAAUGACUGUUGCCAUAUUACGGAACCUCGAGCAAGAGAUGGGUGUUCCGGUUGGACGAGCGAACAUCUCCAAUAUUAUGGUGCCAACCCUCUUACAAGAUGUGCUUGUCUUGCCCAAUGCGGCUUUCGCUGCUCUUCAGGCUGGACAUCCUGAGGAUCGGGGCCCGUAUCUCGUAGAGCAUCACUAUGCGGGCUCUUGGAAGAAUGUCCAUGGUGGUGAAGGGCAGUAG
Penicillium soppii is the source of this 1032-nucleotide messenger RNA. RefSeq names its product glycosyltransferase family 32 protein. The record is from RefSeq and is a predicted model, not a curated record. Gene Ontology annotation, biological process: protein N-linked glycosylation. Gene Ontology annotation, molecular function: alpha-1,6-mannosyltransferase activity. The coding region runs from base 1 to 1032 and encodes 343 amino acids. The transcript has a single exon. Gene Ontology annotation, cellular component: mannan polymerase complex. NCBI's taxonomy places the organism in Eukaryota, Fungi, Ascomycota, Eurotiomycetes, Eurotiales, Aspergillaceae.